This is a messenger RNA of Glarea lozoyensis ATCC 20868, 3117 nucleotides long. RefSeq lists its product as uncharacterized. The transcript has 12 exons. Lineage: Eukaryota; Fungi; Ascomycota; Leotiomycetes; Helotiales; Helotiaceae. The record is from RefSeq and is a predicted model, not a curated record. Bases 1 to 3117 code for a protein of 1038 amino acids.
AUGACUCCUCCAGUUUCCGUAGGCGAUGUCUAUCUCAUGGGAAAAUUAGCAUUGAAGCUUGGCCGUGCCUUCACCAAAGGCCGCAAAUCAGCGCCAGCCGAAUUCCAUGAAGUCGAAAACCAGCUCUAUUCAUUAAGCAUCGCGCUAAAUGCGCUAGAGCACGCAAACUCCGAAGGAAACGUUGUUUUCUCCUUAACCCAGUCUCACCCUGCAAGUGCAACACUUCCAGAGCAGACUGAGCCAAGCGAUUCGGUAGGCGUUAUGGUGCGGAGUUGUGAACAAACGUUAAAGCAUCUCGAGACUAUUGUUGAGAAGUACAGCGAUAUAGGAAAAUCGCGCGAGUCUGGGGAGCCAAUACUAAAACGCUGGAAACGUACUCUGAAAGACAACUGGAAGAAAGUGGCUUGGACUACUGAAGGCGGUGAUCUUGCCACUUUGAGGAGUCAGCUCGCCGUUCAUAUAAACAGCUUGAACUUAGUGUUAGGGGUUGUCAACAAUUCCCAAACAGUCAGGCUAGAAGACAAUCUGGAGAAGGUUUCGACAAUGCUAAGAGAAAUCCAUGUAUGGUUUGUAGAGAAUUUGAAAGAGACUACAUCUCCUACCCAACGCGAGGUCAGCAUUAGCCAGGUACAAAAUCUGCCAUCACGAGACCCUCGGUUUGAGCUGUACGUGGAAGCCGAUCAAGGUCUUAUCCUUCUCUGCAACUGUGCUUCCCUGCAUCCAAAGUGGAAUGAAAGACCUUCCGAUAACAUACAAGUGUCAGAGAAUCUGUUCAAGUGUUGCUGUCCUAACGUGGACCCCCAUAAUGACAUGCCACCACACCAAGAGAAGCUUGCAACAUAUGGAUUAUCACCGCUCAGUUUUCCACUAAAAUUGAUGGGUAAAGUGAGAUCUUGGAUGCUCUACAAAGCCACAGAAAAGACGACCAAUCGACUUGUCUCGUUAAUCAUUAAGAAAGUUCCACUGCGCAUCAUGACUGAGUUUGAGGAAACAUUUAUCCAAGAAUUUGGAGCCGCGAUGGCUGGUGCAAUGUUAAGUCGUGGUCUGAGCACCAUGCUUGCCCAUUUCAACCCAGCCACACACGAAUGGCGUAUACUUCAUCUCACGGGAGACACAACCGACAUCCAAAAAUCUGUAGACACGGUUACAUUUUCCGUCGGUCAGCGAUCUUACACACGAGGCUCCAUCGAAGCUAUAAAACUGCUGCACUAUAAAGCACUGAGCAACAACACGCAAAACAAUCCUCCUAAUGCAUUCUGCUAUGUAGAUAGUGCUGAAAUUGCGGUGUUUUUCGAUGAACAGGAAUCUGAGGCCAACGGAGAUAUCAAUAGCACAACCUUACACAUACGGCAUGAUACUCAGGUUCUAAUAGACGAGUCUGCAGGCAAUGUAAAACUUAAAUCUGUUGAAUGCACUGGGUUAGGUGCAGGCGAGAACUCAGAUAUUGCUAGCUGCGCAGACGUUGUCUUCAAAUUUACCACUACCACCGCUACCAAACAAUUCAAUAGACAGGUGGGGGAGAUGACAAUGGAGCUAUUCGUUAUGCAUCUGCAAUCUCCUCGCAAAAAUGAAAAGUGCAUACUAAAACUGCAAGCUAGUCAGGUCCGCUGUGAAGUAUUUCAUAUGUCUGACGCCGAAAUCUCUAUCGUCAGUGAUACCACCAAGAAUAGACCCCGCCUCAUAAUCGUCAGUCACAACGGCUGCUCUAUUGCAGUAGCAGACGAUUUCACCACUUCGCUUCAGACUCCCGGUCAACGGCCAAAUUUUGCCUCCCCUACUUACUUGGUCCAGAUUGAGGAAUCUGGCGCGCGCGAGGUGCAUCACUAUAAGCGUGGAUUCGAAUAUUUAGAUUUUUCGAGCGUGCAAAAUGGGCGGUUGUUUGAAUUGGGUCUUGCGACGCUUGCGGCUGUAACCUCGGGCGCCGUUAUGGUCUCUCCCUUACAACUAGGAAAACAGAAUGCCGAUACUUGGUCAUCGGAUUCCGGAGCUGAGGCGAAAGAAAACGAAGCACGACAAUCCUCGAUCGAGUUUAUGUAUCAUAAGCAGCAACUAGCCUCUCAACCGGCCAAGCAAUUCGCGUACCAGUUAUCGCUAGAAGAAGAUCGCCUCGGUCGGCGCACAAAAGAUGUUUCUGAAAUUGCGAGAGAAUCCGUCAAGGCUUCUUGGGUUCAACAAGGUCUCUGGAGGCCGAGUUUUGAGCAGUGGAUGUCUGGCGCUUACUUCUAUGCUGGGAGGUGGAAACACGAACUACCGCCUGACGCCGAGUCUGAUGAUUCGGAUGUCGAUGGAUUAGAAACCCCUCUUUCUAAAGGAGAGAAGCGUCGGAAGAGAGAACCUACCAUCAAGGCUCCGAAAGCAACUAUAUCAAACAAAGAGGAUGUAACUUAUCUCUGCCAAUUGACGGCCCACGAUCAGCGGGAGGCCUCUCGACCUUAUCACCAAUUCCUCUACCAGAUGUCUAAAGCUCAAGAACGAAGCUCUCAGAAUCCGCCAGAUGAUAAGGUAGUCGCAUAUAGUGCGAGUGAUUACGAGGUCAACACUCGGGCGUAUAAUCUCGUCAAAGCAUCCUGGAUGCGGCAAGGGAUUUGGUGUCAUAGGUGGGGUAUCCUUCCCGGCAUGUCAUGGAAGCAUGAACUCGCGUUCGAUAUUCUCGGAGAGGAGGCUGAUUAUUUGGCAAACAAUGAUCAAUUGAAGGUUAUUGAGGCUGUCGGUUCUUCGUUAGACUUGCAGUCGGGUUUAGACCCGGUGUCACUUGCACCUUCGACGUCGCCUGUGUCAAAUGUAGCACCCAGCCCAAUUUCUUCAAAGUUGCCAAAUACUGAAAUACUCGGCAACGUCUCGUAUCUCGUUCAAGAUCCUUUCCCAUGGGGUAGGCCAGAUAGUACUACAUCACCUUCCCUUUUCGCCAUCAUGUGCGCGGAAGCUGGUAUAUCUGACCCUCCAACACCUGGACUUCCGGAGAGCGGUAGCGAAGAACUUCCAUAUACGGAGAGUGUUUCCCUGAAAACUGAUACGACAAGCAGCCCAAAACUCAUCCAGCCUACUUUACCUAAUAUCAGCCCAAACCUCACUAGUAUAUCGUCAAAGCAAUCCGAAGACACGAACAUUAGGCCGUAG